This is a messenger RNA of Drosophila montana, 3285 nucleotides long. RefSeq lists its product as uncharacterized. Bases 1 to 3285 code for a protein of 1094 amino acids. The record is from RefSeq and is a predicted model, not a curated record. Gene Ontology annotation, molecular function: nucleic acid binding. The transcript is spliced from 4 exons. Lineage: Eukaryota; Metazoa; Arthropoda; Insecta; Diptera; Drosophilidae. Gene Ontology annotation, biological process: DNA integration.
AUGUCGCUCAGGUCACUGCAGGCAUUGUCAACAAAAACAUCAUUCGUUGCUGCACAUGAGCCCCAUCACAACUCAAUCAUCUGCCCUGUUACACCAAGCUUGCAGGCUGCAACCACGAUCCAGCCUCACGCAUCGUCUUCAAGUAAUCCACCAUCUUCAACUCUCGUCAGCACUGCCCUUGAAUUCGCACCUGAAGCCACGAAUGCCCAGCCUGUAGACUAUGUGGUGCUUCCAACCGCCAUCUUAUAUGCCAAGAGCCACUCAGGUGUAUUCAUACCCUGCCGUGCAUUACUGGAUUCUGGAUCUCAACUCAACUUUAUCACUGCUCGUCUAGUAAAGCAGCUCCAACUCAAAACUCAUCAUGCUGCCGUAUCAAUAUCUGGUAUAGGCGAAUCAACCCUAUCUUCUAACAUGUCCACUGACAUAUCAGCGCAGUCACGUGAUAGGAGCUUCAGCACAUCAUUUUCAGCAGUCGUUACUCGCGGUAUAACGGAUUAUCAGCCCUACUUUGGGUUAGACAUCUCUGGGUGGAAUAUCCCCAAAAACAUCUCGCUCGCGGAUCCAACGUUUUUCAAAUCUCAAAGAAUAGAUUUAUUACUUGGUGCCGGACUAUUUUUCGAUCUCAUUUGCAUCGGCCAAAUUCGAAUGGCGGAUAACCUACCAACGCUCCAAAAGACCAAGCUCGGAUGGAUUGCGUCUGGCGGACUCUCUCGCGUACACAACAAACACACAUCCCUUUCAGCCCUUUACAAGGAACCUAAUCCAUGGGAGGAUCCACUGUCGGAUAUUGUAAAACGAUUCUGGGAAGUCGACAAUUGCUGCGGUACAACCCCUGCGCUCUCUGAUGAAGACGCACUAUGCUUCCAGCAAAGCUCAGCUUCGAUACGCGGAGACUCAUAUCAACGUGCUCUACGACGUUUCAAGUCGUUCGAAAACAAAUUGGACAAAAAUCACCAGCUGAAGGAGAGCUACUCUGCAUUCAUGCGCGAAUACAUCGACUUGGGCCACAUGUCUUUGGCUUCCAAGCAGCAGCUUGUCCGACAAUUCUAUUUACCCCACCACUGCGUAGAAAAGCCAGAUAGCUCAACCACCAAAUUUCGCGUCGUUUUUGAUGGAUCAGCCAAAUCCACAUCAGGCGCAUCUCUGAAUGAUCUCUUGCAUACAGGCCCAGCAAUUCAACCCAAAUUAUUCAACAAUCUAAUUCAGUUUCGUUUUUUAAAGGUUGCCAUGUGCGGUGACAUCUGUAAGAUGUACCGCUGUGUCCGAAUAACGCAUCCAGAUCAAUUUCUGCAAUGCAUCUUAUGGCGUGAUCACCAAAAUGAAAGCAUAAGGACGUACACCCUGGAUACAGUAACGUAUGGAACCAAACCCGCUGCGUUUCUAGCAAUUCGAGCGAUGCAGCAGCUGGCCCACGACGAAGAGCCUACCUUUCCACUAGCUGCAAAGAUAGUUUGUCGCGACUUCUACGUAGACGAUUUAAUUUCUGGAGGGGACUCUAUAGAAGAAGCCAUUCAGAUCCGACAGCAAGUAAAACUGCUACUGGCUAAAGGUCACUUUCCAAUCAGAAAGUGGUGCUCAAACGAGCCUGAUGCAUUAAAAGGAGAAAGCGAAUCCGAUUGUGAGAAGCUAAUGGAGUUCAAGGAUGGCACCAACAUUGCAAAGACGCUUGGUUUAGCUUGGAGCCCUAGCUCUGAUAGCCUGCUUUUCAACUUUGCGGAGAUCGUACCCGAAGGAUCAGUCACAAAGCGGAGCAUGUUAUCAAUGAUAGCGAGAUUUUACGAUCCGCUCGGAUUGAUCGCGCCCAUCGUUACCAGGUUAAAGGUAUUUCUCCAAGCACUGUGGAAGGAAAGGGUCAAUUGGGACGAAUGCCUGUCGCAGUCGCUGCACUUCGAAUGGAUCAAACUCAUAUCGCAACUCUCAUUUGUCAGCAGCUUGAAAUUCUCCCGUUUUGUAUUGAUGCCACUGGCUACGGUAUCACAAAUACAGGAGCGGACCAAGGGCAUGACCUGGCAUCAUGUACCCUCUCAGCUGAACCCUGCGGACAUUUUAUCACGUGGAUGCACACCUUUGAAACUUUUAGACUCACAGCUAUGGCAUAAUGGACCCCCAUUUAUACAGGCCGCUAGCUCGACUUUGCCUCAAAACGUCGACUAUCCCUUUGAGCUUCCAGAACGACGCCAGAAAGUGCUGGUACUAUCAACGAAGACGGACCUAUCGGCAUCUUGUAAAUUCAACAACACAUUUGCCAAGUUACAGCGCACUUUCGCAUACGUGUAUCGAUUUAUAGCGCUAAAAAGAUCUGAUUCGACGAGUUCAAAAGGUCCACUCACUCCAGAUGAUAUCAAGUGCGGAACGCAUUUACUUAUAAAAAACAUUCAACUUACGCACUUCGCCGAAGAGUACAAAGCACUCAGCUUAAAAAGGCCGCUUCCAACAAGAAGCAAACUUCGUUCAUUGUGCCCACUGUUGGACGCUGAGGGACUCUUGCGCAUCGGCGGGCGCCUUCAGAACUCAAACUUGGAACAUGAAGCAAAGCAUCCGUUAUUGUUGCCUAAACGCCAGCCAGUGACCGCAGCUAUGAUCACAUAUUAUCAUUUGGAAUUUCUUCAUGCUGGUCCGCAAUUCCUUCUAGCAACACUCCGCCAGCGAUACUGGCCCAUCGGAGGUCUCAAGGCUGUCUCAAAUAUCAUCAACAGGUGCGUGCGCUGCUUUCGAAUGCGACCUAAACUUCUGGAGCAAGUCAUGGCCCCGCUACCAGCUGAGCGUGUGCAGCCAAGUCCGACGUUUCACGUAACUGGCAUCGACUUUUGCGGUCCUUUCUACGUCAAAUCAGAGGUCAGGAAUCGCUCACCAACGAAAUGCUACAUCUCAAUUUUUAUAUGCUUUGCAACGAAAGCAACGCAUUUAGAGUUGGUAGAGGACCUGUCCACGUCAUCGUUUAUCGCUGCCUUGAAGAGAUUCAUCAGCCUUCGAGGGAAACCGCAUACAAUAUGGACAGACAACGCCACAAAUUUCGAGGGUGCUCGAAAUGAGCUGAAGGAACUGCGCGACCUGUUUAUAAGCGAUCCCCAGCGCAAUGAGAUUGUUCGCAACUGCGUAGCUCUGGGAAUCAACUGGAAAUUCAUUCCGCCCCGUUCGCCACAUUUUGGAGGAUUGUGGGAGGCCGCUGUCAAGUCAGCAAAAUAUCAUUUUUACCGCGUCAAAACCCGAAUGACUUGGAGAUACUCACGCCUGGGCACUUCAUCUGGGGCAAAGCCAAUGCCACUAUCGACGAGCCAGACAUAA